This is a messenger RNA of Drosophila serrata, 774 nucleotides long. It is a transcript of the gene Bka, whose product is annotated as FCF1 rRNA-processing protein Bka. NCBI's taxonomy places the organism in Eukaryota, Metazoa, Arthropoda, Insecta, Diptera, Drosophilidae. Gene Ontology annotation, cellular component: small-subunit processome. The record is from RefSeq and is a predicted model, not a curated record.
UACCAAUUUAUCUCCGUGCGACCAGCUGAUCACCAAAAUCGUUAACCGCACGUGCAAUUUUGUUUUUAAUUGUUUACGUUUUAUAAGGAGUUAUAUUUAAAAUGGGAAAACACAAAAAGACGCAAAAGGUGAAGAAGCAGCGAAAUGCGCAACUAAAACGCCUGAUGAAGCCCACCGACAGUCGGAUCAAGGAACAGACGAGGAUUAAACGAAAGAAGGCUGCUGAUCCGCACGAGCUCAAGGUACAUCAGGCUACCCAGCAGAGCUCCGCUUUGUUCUUUCAGUACAACACCCAGCUGGGACCGCCCUACCACAUCGUCUUGGACACGAACUUCAUAAACUUUAGUAUCAAGAACAAGCUGGACAUUGUGCAGGGAAUGAUGGACUGUUUGUAUGCCAAGUGCAUACCCUACAUCUCUGACUGCGUGCGUGCCGAGCUGGAGAAGCUGGGCAACAAGUACAAACUGGCCCUGCGCAUCAUCUCGGAUCCCCGGUUCGAGCGCCUGCCCUGCCUGCACAAGGGCACCUAUGCCGAUGACUGCCUGGUGGAGCGGGUGCGCCAGCACAAGUGCUACAUUGUGGCCACCAAUGACAAGGACCUGAAGAACCGUAUCCGCAAGAUCCCGGGCGUACCCAUUAUGUACGUGGCGGCGCACAAGUACGCCAUUGAGCGUAUGCCGGAGGCGUACGGCGUAAAAGCGUAGGGUUGUUCUUAGAUUAUACUUAUUUUGUAGUAUACAACUGAUUUAAAAUACAUAUAUACAAAUACUUUAA